This is a messenger RNA of Hipposideros armiger (great roundleaf bat), 2773 nucleotides long. RefSeq names its product phospholipase A2 group XV (gene PLA2G15). NCBI's taxonomy places the organism in Eukaryota, Metazoa, Chordata, Mammalia, Chiroptera, Hipposideridae. Gene Ontology annotation, biological process: lipid metabolic process. The transcript is spliced from 6 exons. Bases 111 to 1337 code for a protein of 408 amino acids. The record is from RefSeq and is a predicted model, not a curated record.
GCUGUGGGUGGUGGUGGGCGGCGGGGUUAAGCGCGUCGCCGCGCCCGGGCCUAGGCGCGAGCCCGGAGCGCUGAAUCCGCGCCUCGGACGUGGACCUACCUAUUCACGCCAUGGGUCUCUGCCCCUGUCCCUGCCGCGCAGCCCUGCUCCCGGGUGGCCUCCUGUUCCUCCUGCUGCUCGCAGACCCGGCGCUCCCGGCCGGACGUCCCCCUCCGGUGGUCCUGGUGCCUGGUGAUUUGGGCAACCAGCUGGAGGCAAAGCUGGACAAGCCGAAGGUUGUGCACUACCUCUGUUCCAAAAAAACGGACAGCUACUUCACACUCUGGCUGAACCUCGAACUGCUGCUGCCUGUCAUCAUUGACUGCUGGAUCGACAAUAUCAGGCUUGUGUACAACAGAACAUCCCGGGCCACCCAGUUUCCUGAUGGUGUGGAUGUGCAUGUCCCCGGCUUUGGGAAGACCUUCUCACUGGAGUUCCUGGACCCCAGCAAAAGCAGUAUGGGCUCCUAUUUUCACACCAUGGUGGAAAGCCUUGUGGGCUGGGGCUACACACGGGGUGAGGAUGUCCAGGGAGCCCCCUACGACUGGCGCCGAGCCCCAAAUGAAAACGGGCCCUACUUCCUGGCCCUCCAGGAGAUGAUCGAGGCGAUGUACCAGCUGUAUGGGGGCCCCGUGGUGCUGGUUGCCCACAGUAUGGGCAACAUGUACACGCUCUACUUUCUGCAGCGGCAGCCACAGGCCUGGAAGGACAAGUAUAUCCGUGCCUUUGUGGCACUGGGUGCGCCCUGGGGGGGCGUGGCCAAGACCCUGCGCGUCCUGGCCUCAGGGGACAACAACCGGAUCCCGGUCAUUAGUCCCCUGAAGAUCCGGGAGCAGCAGCGGUCUGCCGUCUCUACCAGCUGGCUGUUGCCUUACAACUAUACCUGGUCACCUGAGAAGGUGUUUGUGCGCACACCCACGACCAACUACACGCUGCGCGACUAUCACCAGUUCUUCCAGGACAUUGGCUUCGAAGAUGGCUGGCUCAUGCGGCAGGACACGGAAGGGCUGGUUGAAACCAUGGUGCCACCUGGUGUGCAGAUGCACUGCCUCUAUGGCACUGGUGUCCCCACGCCAGACUCCUUCUACUACGAGAGCCUCCCGGACCGCGACCCUAAAAUCUACUUUGGUGAUGGAGAUGGCACUGUGAACUUGCAGAGUGCACUGCACUGCCAGACCUGGCGCAACCACCAGGAGCAGGAAGUAUCAUUGCAGGCGCUGCCAGGCAGCGAGCACAUUGAAAUGCUAGCCAAUGCCACUACUCUGGCCUAUCUGAAACGCGUGCUCCUUGGGCCCUGAUUCUUGGACUAGGCAGGGCUGUGCGAUGGCUUGGCCACAGCUGCUUCUCUUGGCCUCCAGGGCUGCCAUAGCCCAUGAGUUUAGCAGUUUGUGACUGGUCAUCCAAGGCCCUGGGUCUUGGAGUGUGAAACGUCUGCCAUGGGAAGUACUGUUUCUUAUCCUUUCUCUGGGAAUGAGGAAAGAAGAAAUAGUCUGCACUCACUCGAGGGGCCCUUCAUGGAAAGAAUGCUGCUGCUGAUGGAAUUGUGACCUCAGGACUGGUCCCACGGGUGAAUUGGCUAGCACCUGGAUCCAAUCCCCAACUGAGGGGCCAUGUGUUCCUCCUACCCCUGUGGCCUUUUCACAUUCAUGUACCAGGCCCUGGCCCCUCAGCCUUCCAGUGAGUGAUAUGGCUGAACUGUGGUCCCUAUUCCCAAAAGCCCCAGGGAUGGGCUCCUCAUCCCUAGGGUGAUCCUUCCCACACACUGAACACAGGUGGGCCUGCUACUGGCCAUGGGUGGCUGGAGCUGCUGGCUUCUCUGUGGCCUAGCUGCUCCAUAGUCUGACUGUGGCUUUGGAGCGGGUAGCCCUGUUUCCCCUGCGGGCAGGGGCGGGCUGUUGUGUCCUCUGUGGUUCCCAGGCUCUGGGACAUUCACUCUUACCUUCCUUACCUCCAAAAACAGCCUAGCUCAGGAUUGGGCAGCAGAUGCCCACCCCCCAAGUUUUGGGGGCUGUGUUCCAGGAGCUCUUAUCCCCUCGGUUGGGCUAUUUCCCACAGUAUUGAUGCUGGCUCCCUUUGCCCUGGGACUGUGGUUCAAGAAUGAGAGCAGGGCCCAGUGCUAUGGCCUUUUAGAUCCUCAUGAAGAAAGAGAACUCAAGGAAGCAGCCAAGGUGACUCAGAGCUUCCCUGAACUGCCCUCUUGCUAACCCUACCAUAUUGCCACCCUGCCCUAGGGUUUUGCUAGCACACAAGUGAGCUGGCAAAGGGCUGAAAGGAGAUAGGGCUGCUGCCUAUCUUGCCUAACACCUACCUCCACCAGGCAGCUCAGUGGUGUUUAGUGUGCAGGGAUUAACUCAGAAACUUGAGUGGGCCCCUGUGAAAGCCAGGUGCCUUGGAGCCCCCUUGGGGGUUUUCUGUCUGACUCAGAGGUGCUGCAUAGGUCUCCCUGUGAUAACAGGGCUGUAGAAUCGGAAUCUGCCUUGGUGGUCUCGGUCUCCAAGUAGGCAACAGCAAUAGGCCAAGACAUGGGUCUAGCCUCUAGGGUGGCCCCAAAGCCACAGUCAGUCUAGACUGUGCUGAUCUCCCACAAGGUUUCUGUGGAGCUGGAUUUUCUCUGUUGUGUACAUACCCAGCAUCUGUCUCUCCCUUUGUUCCUGAGCGGUGGGCCCUGCAAUGGGGCUCUGAGCAGGCUGUACCUCGAUUCUGGCAAUAAAAGUAUUCUGGAUGCUGUAAAGUA